This is a messenger RNA of Trifolium pratense (red clover), 790 nucleotides long. RefSeq names its product glucan endo-1,3-beta-glucosidase 4. Lineage: Eukaryota; Viridiplantae; Streptophyta; Magnoliopsida; Fabales; Fabaceae. Bases 198 to 554 code for a protein of 118 amino acids. The transcript is spliced from 3 exons. The record is from RefSeq and is a predicted model, not a curated record.
UAGAUUAUCAAUAGUAUAAUGUAUAGGUAGAUCCCAUUAUCAAUCUGAUCCUGAAUGGUCCACUUGCAAGGGAAUAUAAAAUUCUUUCUUAGCCGUUACAAGCACAUAACUUGUCUGUCUUUUCUCUCACCAGCUACUGUAUAUAUAAGUAACAAAAUGUUGGUGUCUUAGCCAUCAUUUAACUCUUCAUUUUUACAAUGGCAAUAUCCAUGUUCAAGUUAAUGUUUCCUCUACUAUUCCUAUCCUUGAUUGUUCCAAAAACUGCAAACGCCGAAUUCGAGCUAUGGUGUGUAGCAGAUGAACAAACCACUGACUCUGAUUUGCAGGCUGCCUUGAAUUGGGCUUGUGGUAAAGGAGGUGCAGAUUGUAGAAAAAUUCAACAGGACCAACCAUGCUAUUUUCCAAACACAUUGAAAGACCAUGCUUCUUAUGCCUUCAACAGUUACUUUCAGAAGUUCAAGAAUAAAGGUGGUUCCUGUUAUUUUAGAGGUGCUGCUAUUACAACAGAAGUUGAUCCUAGUCAUGGUUCUUGUCACUAUGACUUCUUCCCAUGAUGGAAACUAUCAUUGAAGAAUGAAGACUCAAAACAACUGCAGCAAAAGUUAGAGUUGGGGCUUUUUUGUUGAGUAUUAGUUACUUAUGCAAUGUGCUCUAGCUUUUUGCCUUUUUCAUACAUUAUUGAUUAUUGAUACAACUUAGUCUUGCAUUGUUGUUGUUCUCAAUCAAAGUCUGAAAAGUCUUGAAAUCUUUCUUGCAAUCUAGCUUUGCAAUCUUACAAAAAUCAAAAUGG